This is a messenger RNA of Otolemur garnettii (small-eared galago), 6951 nucleotides long. It is a transcript of the gene APC2, whose product is annotated as APC2, WNT signaling pathway regulator. Gene Ontology annotation, molecular function: beta-catenin binding; gamma-catenin binding; microtubule binding. The transcript is spliced from 15 exons. Gene Ontology annotation, cellular component: catenin complex; cytoplasmic microtubule; beta-catenin destruction complex. NCBI's taxonomy places the organism in Eukaryota, Metazoa, Chordata, Mammalia, Primates, Galagidae. The coding region runs from base 1 to 6951 and encodes 2316 amino acids. Gene Ontology annotation, biological process: negative regulation of canonical Wnt signaling pathway; regulation of cell differentiation; nervous system development. The record is from RefSeq and is a predicted model, not a curated record.
AUGGGGCUCUUGGGGCUGCUCAGCCUGCUGCACUCGACCUUCUUCGGGGACCAGUCACUACAGGAACUGAAGAUGACGAGUUCUGUGGCAUCUUAUGAGCAGCUUGUGCGGCAGGUGGAGGCCUUGAAGGCUGAGAACAGUCAUCUGAGGCAAGAGCUACGAGACAACUCCAGCCACCUAUCCAAGUUGGAAACAGAGACAUCUGGCAUGAAGGAGGUUCUAAAGCACCUACAGGGUAAGCUGGAGCAAGAGGCACGAGUGCUGGUGUCCUCUGGGCAGACAGAGGUCCUGGAACAGCUAAAAGCCUUGCAGAUGGACAUCACCAGCCUGUACAAUCUCAAGUUCCAGCCACCUGCUCUGGACCCAGAGCCUGUCACCCGGACCCCCGAGGGAAGCCCAGUACAUGGCUCUGGGCCCUCCAAAGAUAGUUUUGGGGAGCUGAGCCGGGCCACCAUCCGGCUGCUGGAGGAACUGGACCGGGAACGGUGUUUCCUAUUGAAUGAAAUUGAGAAAGAAGAGAAGGAAAAGCUCUGGUAUUACUCACAGCUUCAGGGUCUGUCCAAACGCCUGGAUGAGCUGCCGCACGUGGAGACGCAGUUCUCGAUGCAAAUGGACCUGAUCCGGCAGCAGCUGGAGUUCGAGGCCCAGCACAUCCGUUCGCUGAUGGAGGAGCGUUUUGGCACCUCAGACGAGAUGGUGCAGCGGGCUCAGAUCCGCGCUUCGCGCCUGGAGCAAAUAGACAAGGAGCUGCUGGAGGCCCAGGACCGGGUGCAGCAGACGGAGCCCGAGGCUCUAUUGGCAGUGAAGUCAGUGCCAGUCGAUGAGGAUCCUGAGACAGAGGUCCCUGAGGACGGCACCCCUCAGCUGGGCAACAGCAAGGUAGAAGUGGUCUUCUGGCUACUGUCCAUGCUGGCAACGCGUGACCAGGAAGACACAGCACGCACUUUGCUUGCCAUGUCCAGCUCACCUGAGAGCUGUGUGGCCAUGCGCCGCUCUGGCUGCCUGCCCUUGCUGCUGCAGAUCCUGCACGGUGUGGAGACCAUGGCUGGGGGUCGCACUGAGACCCCUGGUGCUCCGGGUGCUAAGGAUGCGCGCAUGCGUGCUAAUGCAGCACUGCACAACAUCGUCUUCUCACAGCCAGACCAGGGCCUGGCACGCAAGGAAAUGCGUGUCCUGCAUGUGCUGGAGCAGAUCCGUGCUUACUGUGAGACCUGCUGGGACUGGCUGCAGGCCCGUGACAGUGAGCCCGAGGGUGGUGGCAGCAAUGGUGCUCCCAUCCCCAUUGAGCCACAGAUCUGUCAGGCCACCUGUGCAGUGAUGAAGCUGUCUUUUGAUGAGGAAUACCGCCGUGCCAUGAACGAACUAGGUGGGCUGCAGGCUGUGGCGGAGCUACUGCAGGUGGACUAUGAGAUGCAUAAGAUGACCCGGGAUCCGCUGAACCUAGCCCUGCGCCGCUAUGCGGGCAUGACCCUCACCAACCUCACUUUUGGGGAUGUCGCCAACAAGGCCAUGCUGUGUGCACGCCGUGGCUGCAUGGAGGCCAUUGUGGCCCAGCUGUCCUCUGAAAGUGAAGAGCUCCACCAGGUGGUAUCUAGCAUCCUGCGCAACCUGUCCUGGAGGGCUGACAUCAACAGCAAAAAGGUGCUGCGAGAGGUUGGCAGCAUGACGGCCCUGGUGCACUGCGUCCUGCGGGCCACCAAGGAGUCCACCCUGAAGAGUGUACUCAGUGCCCUGUGGAACCUGUCGGCCCACAGCACGGAGAACAAGGCAGCCAUCUGCCAGGUGGAUGGUGCCCUUGGCUUCUUGGUGAGCACACUGACCUACAAAUGCCAGAGCAACUCCCUGGCCAUCAUAGAGAGUGGCGGCGGCAUCCUGCGCAAUGUGUCCAGCCUCAUUGCCACUCGUGAGGACUACAGGCAGGUGCUGCGGGACCACAACUGCCUGCAGACGCUGCUGCAGCACCUGACCUCACACAGCCUGACGAUCGUGAGCAAUGCCUGUGGCACACUCUGGAAUCUGUCAGCCCGCAGUGCACGUGACCAGGAGCUGCUGUGGGACCUGGGUGCAGUGGGCAUGCUGCGCAACCUGGUGCACUCCAAGCACAAGAUGAUUGCCAUGGGCAGCGCUGCUGCCCUGCGCAACCUGCUGGCUCACAGGCCCACUAAAUACCAGGCAGCAGCCACUGCUGUAUCCCCAGGCAGUUGUGCACCCAGCCUGUACGUGAGGAAGCAGCGGGCACUGGAGGCUGAGCUGGAUGCCCGACACUUGGCCCAGGCACUGGACCACUUGGAGAAGCAGGGCCUGCCCAUGACUGAGCCCAAGGCCACCUCCAAAAAGCCAUUGCCGCCCCUGCGGCACCUAGAUGGCCUGGCCCAGGAUUAUGCCUCAGACUCUGGCUGUUUUGACGAUGAUGAUGCACCAUCCCUGGCUGCAGCUGCUGCCACUGCAGAGCCAGCCAGUCCUGCAGUGCUGUCCCUGUUCUUGGGGAGUCCUUUCCUACAGGGGCAGGCACUGGCCCGUACCCCACCUGCCCAUCGUAGUGACUUAGAGGCUGAGAAGGAGGCUGGUGGGGAGGUGGCUGUGGCAGCCCAGGCCAAGGCCAAGCUGGCGCUAGCUGUGGCACGCAUUGACCGGUUGGUGGAGGACAUUUCUGCCCUGCAUACCUCAUCUGAUGACAGCUUCAGCCUCAGCUCUGGGGACCCUGGGCAGGAGGUGCCAAGGGAGGGCCGUGCACAGUCCUGCUCACCCUGCCGGGGCCCUGAAAGUGGGCGGCCAGGGGUAGGCAGCCGGGCACACCCGCUGCUACGGCUUAAGGCAGCCCAUGCCAGCCUCUCCAAUGAUAGCCUCAACAGUGGCAGUACCAGUGAUGGGUACUGCCCACGUGAACACAUGCGUCCCUGCCCAUUGGCUGCACUGGCUGAGCACCGUAAUGACCCACGAUGUGGGCAGGUUCGGCCUAGCCAAUUGGACCUUGAUUCCCCAGGUGGCCAGUCUGAGUCCCCAGCCCAGGAGUCUGCACCUACUGAUGUCCACGUGCAUACCAUCAAGCUCUCACCUACGUACCAGCAUGUGCCACUGCUUGAGGGUGCAACCAGGGGCAGUGCAGGGCACUUUGCUAGUCAUGGUGCCUCCCCUGGGACCCGCAAGCAGGCCUGGCUGCCAGCAGAGACCCCAAACAAGGUGCCGGAGAAGCCAGCAGCUGCCCCGAUGCCUGUGGCCAGCAAGGUGCUUCAGAAACUGGUACUGCAGGAGGGUCCCCUCUCACUCUCCCGCUGCAGCUCCCUUUCCUCCCUAUCCUCUGCAGGGCACCCAGGCCCCAGCGAGGGUGGGGACCUAGAUGAUAGCGACUCUUCCCUAGAGGGGCUGGAGGAGUCUUGUCCCCAAGAGCCAGAGCUGGAUGGGGGGUGGCGGGUUUCAGGAGCGGCCUCCCUGCCCGUGGCCAUUCCUGCACCCCGGAGGGGCCGAAGCCAGGGCCUGGGGAUAGAGGACGCCACACCAUCCAGCUCCUCCGAGAACUAUGUGCAGGAGACACCACUCGUCCUGAGCCGCUGCAGCUCAGUGAGCUCACUAAGCAGCUUCGAGAGCCCAUCCAUCGCCAGCUCCAUCCCCAGUGACCCGUGUAGUGGGCUGGGCAGCGGCACUGUUAGUCCUAGUGAGCUGCCGGACAGCCCCGGGCAGACCAUGCCACCAAGCAGAAGCAAGACACCACCACUUGCACCCGUGCCUCCAGGCCAGCAUGAAGCCAGCCAGUUCAGCCUGCAGUGGGAAAGUUAUGUGAAGCGCUUCCUGGACAUCGCUGACUGCCGGGAGCGUUGUCGGCUGCCUUCUGAGCUGGAUGCCGGCAGUGUCCGCUUCACUGUGGAGAAGCCAGAUGAGAACUUCUCGUGUGCCUCCAGCCUUAGUGCACUGGCCCUGCAUGAGCACUAUGUGCAGCAGGAUGUGGAGCUGCGGCUGCUGCCCUCUGCCUGCCCUGAGCGGAGUGGGGGCUCAGGGGGCGCCAGUGUCCACUUUGCAGGGCACCACCGGAAGGACGAAGGGCUGGUACCCACGGGCUCUCAUGCUGCCCGUUCAGCUGCCGAACAGGAGCUGGAGUUGCUGCGCGAGUGUCUGGGGGCUGCUGUGCCUGCCCGCCUCCGCAAGGUGGCCUCAGCACUGGUGUCUGGCCACCGGGCAUUGCCUGUGCCAGUAUACAUGUUAGUGCCCACCCCAGCACAGGAGGAUGACUCCACAGACUCAGCUGAGGGCACACCAGUCAACUUCUCCAGUGCCGCUUCACUCAGUGAUGAGACACUGCAGGGACACCCCCGGGACCAGCCCCGGGGGCUGGCAGACAGGCAGAGACCCAUAGGCCACCCAGCCAGACAGACUGCUGGUCACCACCACAAAGCAGGGGCCACAAGCCGGAGCACGGAGCAGGCCCGAGGGUCUGGCAGGACCCGGACAGGGCUGGAGCUACCCCUAGGGCAGCCUUCAAGCACCCACUCAGACCAGGACAAUUCACAUCCCAUCCGUGGGGAUGGGGGGCUGCAGUCACUAUGCCUCACAACACCCACUGAGGAGGCUGUGUAUUGCUUCUACGGCAACGACUCUGAUGAGGAGCCAGCCACCACCACACCAACCUUCCAGCAGGCAUCCACUAUCCCCCGAGUUCUAACUCGGGAGCGUCCAGCAGGCAGGAAGGAGGCCCUGGCCAAGGCAGCUGCCUUGCCUGCCCCAACGCCAGCUCAGGCCCAGCUGAGCCUUAUUGCUGACGAGACCCCCCCUUGCUACUCCCUCAGCUCCUCUGCUAGCUCCCUUAGUGAGCCCGAGCCCCCAAAACAGCCAGCUGGGCGUCCACGGAGCCAAGAGCCUACAGUCACUAAGGACCUGGGCCUGGGAGGUGGGCACAACAGCUCUCCCAAUCCUCAGGCUGAGGAAGAGUUGUUGCACAGGUGCAUUGGCUCAGCCAUGCCCAGGCGUCGGACCCCUGCACCUGGACUGCGGCGUUGUCGUAAGCUCCGAGCUGCCAGGCCAGAUCAGCAGCCAGUAGAGUCCCCACGGGAGUGCAGUGAGGAGGCGGCAGGCUCCGACAGGGCAUCCGACCUGGACAGUGUCGAAUGGCGUGCUAUCCAGGAGGACGCCAACUCCAUCGUUACGUGGCUACAUCAGGCAGCGGCUGCCACCGGAGAGGCCUCCUCAGAGUCUGACUCCAUCCUGUCCUUCCCAUCAGGGGUGUCGAUGAGCUCUACCCUACAGCCUCCCAAGCACAGGAAAGGCCGACAGCUGGGGGAGGUGGGUAGUGCCCGGCGGCCAGAGAAACGAAUUAUGGCCUCAGCAGAAAGCAGGGGCAGCCCCUACUCCCCUGGAAAGCUCGAGAAGCUGCGAAGUGCUCAGAAGACAGAGUCUAGGAUGCCAGCUGUGCUCCGAGGGCACACGGUUAUCUAUGUGCCCAGCCAAGCCACUCGGACCCAGCCCAAAGGUGCUCCUAGCCCCCGUGCCACACCGCGAAAGAUGAGGCUUCCUGGUCCUGCACAGCCAGUGGCUCCAGUAAAAGCCCCCAGCCCCGGGCAGCAGCGGUCUCGGAGCCUGCACAGGCUGGGUAAGACCUCAGAGCUAGCAGCACUAAGUCAACCCCCUAGGAGCGCCACGCCCCCUGCUCGCCUGAACAAGACCCCCUCCUCGAGCUCCUCCCAGACCUCACCAGCCUCCCAGCCCCUGCCUAGGAAGUGCCUCCCGGCCCCACAGGCUGGGAGGCCCCUGCCCGGCCCUGGGGCCUCCCCUGUGCCCAGGACGCCGGCGCGGGCUCUGCUGGCCAAGCAGCACAAGACGCAGAAGUCACCCGUGCGGAUUCCGUUUAUGCAGAAGCCGGCCAAACGGGGGCCGCCACCGCUGGCCCGGACGGCCCCAGAGCCAGGACCCAGGGGCCAGUUGGGAGCUGAGGGGUCCCCGGGGAUGCGCAAGGGCCGCCUAGGCCUGGUGCGCAUGGCCUCUGCCCGCUCCAGUGGCAGCGAGGCCUCCGACCGUUCCGGCUUCCGGCGACAGCUUACUUUCAUCAAGGAGUCUCCGGGCCUGCUGCGACGCCACCGCUCAGAACUGUCCUCAGCCGAGUCCACUGCCUCUGCCCCCCAAGGCGCAUCUCCUCGUCGAGGCCGGCCUGCGAUGCCCGCUGUCUUCCUCUGCUCCUCUCGCUGCGACGAGCUUCGGACCCCCCCGCGGCAGACCCUGUCCCCACAGCGGCCCCCAGCCGCGCGGCCCGGCCCCGGCGAGCGCGCAGCCCGGCGCCCCAGCUCUGAGAGCCCGUCCCGCCUGCCGGUGCGCACGUCGGCCACGCGGCCCGAGGCGGUGAAGCGCUACGCGUCGCUGCCGCACAUUAGCGUGGCGCGCCGUCCCGACAGUGCCACCUCCGCGUCUCCCGGACCACCCGACGCCGUGCGCCGCAGCAGCGACGGAGAGGCCCGACCCCUGCCCAGGGUGGCCGCACGGGGCACCACUUGGCGCCGCAUCCGGGAUGAGGACGUGCCUCACAUUCUGCGUAGCACGCUGCCGGCUACGGCGCUGCCCCUCAGGGGUGCCACGCCAGAGGAGGGCCCAGCCGGCCCCCAGCCGAGCAAAACCAGUGACGCGGUGGUCCAAACCGAGGAGGUGGCCACCCCUAAGACCAACUCCAGCACGUCCCCGAGUCUGGAGAGCAGGGAGCCCCCGGGAGCCCCGGCUGGCAGUCAGGCCGCCUCCGGUGGCAGUGAUGUGGAUGGGCCUGGCCCCUCCAAGGCACCCAGCACCACCCCUUUUGUCGUCCAUGAGGGCCUGGGGGUCGCUGUAGGGGUCUUCCCUGCCAGCCGGCACGGCUCUCCCAGCCGUUCGGCCCGCGUACCCCCCUUCAAUUACGUGCCCAGUCCCAUGGUGGCAGCUGCAGCCACUGACUCUGGGGCCGAGAAAGCCCCCGCCACCACCUCUGCCAGCUUCCUGGAAUAA